Molecule: messenger RNA, 1894 nt
Organism: Eucalyptus grandis
Lineage: Eukaryota; Viridiplantae; Streptophyta; Magnoliopsida; Myrtales; Myrtaceae
Product: zinc finger CCCH domain-containing protein 62
Exons: 9
Coding region: 330-1523 (397 amino acids)
Source: RefSeq, a predicted model, not a curated record
CAAAAAGCAAACAGCACCCGAGAGAAAAAAAGUUCAGGCUCAUCAUCAUCCAUGGCGACCUCAGAGCUGCACGCGGCGUCCACGGGAUACCAAAUCUCAGAUACCGACGAAGAGGACGAAGCGUGUUGCAGCGAUUCCGACUCGGACUAUGACCCGGACGAUUCGGACGACGACGGCGACGGCGAUCGGGACGGCGGCGGCGGCGGCGUUCCGGACGACGCUCACUCCCAGUUCUCGGAGCUCUCGAUCAAGAACACGGCGAAAUCGCGGACGCGAAAGGACGUCGAUCGGAGUGAUGAUGCUGCGCAGCCUCGGCUCAGGCGAGCUUUAUGGAGAUUGAUGAGAAAGAGGACGAGAGCGCAGAGACGGUUCUGUCGCUCGUACACGCUGGGCAACUUGAGAAACUGAAAGUGGAGCAGUGCAAAGCUUAUCUGAGGAAGAAUGGUUUGAGGCUGACGGGCAACAAGGAGACACUCAUUCAGCGGAUCAAGGAACAUAUAGAGAUCUUCACUGGUAAGGGGGAGGAGAAGUAUCCGGUGUCUAGUUUUGUAUUGAGGUGCAAAGGUGAUGCAUGCACAGGCGAUGUUGUCAUGUUCGAACAGAAUGUCUAUGAACUAUUUAACAUAGCAUCUCGGAGUGCCAGUGGUCCUCCAUGUGGAAAGAGAAUUGUAGCAGGCCGUAUUGUCAAAGAAAGCUACGGUGCUGCUAAACAACAGCAUACUUUCACUAUAGAGGUUCUCUGGAGCAAAGGAGAGAAACCACUCCCUCCCCUUCAUCCUCUGCUUAUCAAGGGCCGAAAUCUUUACCGUUACAACACCAUGAGACAGAGAUGGGAAGAUGAAGGAGAGAGGGCCAAAGCAUUGAUGGAAAAGCAUGCAAGGGGCUCAUUAGCAAGGUCUGAUAGAGAAGCACGACUCCAAGACAAGGAAAGGAGGAAACUUAAGAAGGAAAGCAGGACUUCCAGAAAACAGAACAUUAAGAAGAACGGGGCUCAGAAAAUAUCAAUCUCAACCUCAAAAACAGGUAAUGAAGUGGCGCAAUUAAGAGGAUCAUCUAUUGCCGGUAUUGGCCAGCCAAUAGUUCGGCCUAUACAGAUGAAUUCAACAGAAAACCAUCGUAGCAGAGACCAGUUUCAAGAGAAACGUGGGGACCCUCAGAACCGGGGGAAAAGUUUGAGCUUUAUGAAUACAACUAAACAUGAACUUUCUCAUUCUCGGAACGAUGCUAAUUUGGGUAAUCAGAGACCUAAUCAUAAUUUUUCAAAUAUAAAUGGAGCAGUGCAAGUACCGCACUGGGUUCAUGAGAGGCAGCCAUUGGCAAUUGUGAAUCAGCAUCCAAGGAACUUCAUGGGAGGGCAGAGCAAGGCCGCAGGAAGCCACAACGUUGCCGCUAUUUUGAGCAAGGAAGAUGCUAUUUUGGGGACAAGUGCAAGUUUUUGCAUGAGCAUGGAGAACGUGGGCAAAGGUUUUAGGGGAGAAGAGGGAAAUUAUUUUUUGGUUUCCAAGCCGACUUGGAAAAUGUAGAGCAGUUCGGAUUUUGUGAAUCAGUUUGCCAUUCAAGCACAUUCUCUGCAGCAAAUCGGGGAUUUGUUCUCCAUUUUUAGCAGGUCUAUCUACUAAACUGGUGUUUAUCCCAAAUCCUGAUAAAUGAAAAGUGAAUCGUGGGAGUGGCAAAUCCUGGACUAGUUGAAGACCAUUGCCUCAAUUAUGAAAUUCUUCUUCAAAAAUGUUGGCUAGGAUACUUUUUAUCAUGUGCAAGACCUUUAAAGUGUGGCUUACCGGAAACUAUUAGAUCCAAAGUGUGGCUUUAAAGUGUGGCUCUAAAUGUUGGCUAGGAUACCUUUUAUUAUAUGCAAGACCUUAUCUGGAUUAGCAAACAUACUCUUACGUUCCAA